Messenger RNA from Megalobrama amblycephala (Wuchang bream), 5429 nucleotides. It is a transcript of the gene sik2b, whose product is annotated as salt-inducible kinase 2b. NCBI's taxonomy places the organism in Eukaryota, Metazoa, Chordata, Actinopteri, Cypriniformes, Xenocyprididae. Gene Ontology annotation, cellular component: cytoplasm. The record is from RefSeq and is a predicted model, not a curated record. Gene Ontology annotation, molecular function: tau-protein kinase activity; ATP binding; protein serine/threonine kinase activity. The transcript has 15 exons. Gene Ontology annotation, biological process: protein phosphorylation; intracellular signal transduction; microtubule cytoskeleton organization. Bases 307 to 2997 code for a protein of 896 amino acids.
CCAUAGGUUCUGACGUCAAUGCACGUCAACCAGAGAACAUGAUGCCUCCUGCAAGUCAACUCGUGUACUCUCGCAAACACAGCUGAAAUAUUAGAGCUCUAUUGUAUUGGAGGAGGUGGCGUGACACUUCGCCGCGCUCCUAAACACUCUGCUUCUUCUGGUAAGACUGGAGCGGACCGUCAGCGAGCACCGUGGCCGGCACGCUGGCAUUUCUACACGUUUUAGCCUCUGCCGACCUCGUUAUCUUGAGGCUCAAGUGGCAGGUCUCUAUCUUCUCACCCCAAACCCUAGUGUUUCACUAACAGCAUGGUCAUGGCUGACUGUCACCAAAAGCCAGUGCUCAGGGGUCCUGUCCGAGUGGGCUUCUACGAUAUCGAACGGACUCUUGGAAAGGGGAAUUUCGCUGUUGUAAAACUGGCAAGACAUCGUAUAACCAAGACAGAGGUGGCUAUAAAGAUCAUUGACAAGACCCAGCUAGAUGCUGUAAACCUGGAGAAGAUCUAUCGUGAAGUACAGAUCAUGAAAAUGCUGGACCAUCCGCACAUCAUUAAACUGUACCAGGUCAUGGAGACCAAGAAUAUGCUGUACCUUGUGACGGAAUACGCCAAGAAUGGGGAAAUCUUUGACUACCUAGCCAAGCAUGGACGGCUGAGCGAACCAGAAGCACGACGCAAGUUCUGGCAAAUUCUAUCUGCUGUUGAGUACUGCCACAAUCGUAACAUCGUUCACCGGGACUUGAAGGCAGAGAACCUGCUGCUAGACGGACACAUGAACAUCAAGAUUGCUGAUUUUGGCUUUGGAAAUUUCUUCCAGUCGGGUAAGCCCCUGGCCACAUGGUGCGGGAGUCCUCCAUACGCAGCCCCGGAGGUGUUUGAGGGUCAGCAGUAUGAGGGACCUCAGCUAGACAUCUGGAGUAUGGGGGUGGUUCUGUACGUGCUGGUGUGCGGUGCCCUGCCUUUCGAUGGCCCCUCUCUCCCCAUCCUGCGGCAGCGUGUCUUGGAGGGCCGUUUCCGUAUCCCUUACUUCAUGACAGAAGACUGUGAGCAUCUGAUCAGGCGGAUGUUGGUGUUAGACCCCUCUAAGCGUUUGUCUAUAGGACAAAUAAAGGAGCACAAGUGGAUGGUGAUGGAUGUGCCUGUGCAGCGGCCGAUGUUAUAUCAGCAGACUGCAGAGGGGCAGGCUGGUGUGGGAGAGUACAGUGAACAGGUGCUUAGGUUGAUGCACAGCCUGGGCAUCGACCAGCACAAAACCAUAGAGUCUCUUCAGAAUAAGAGUUACAAUCAUUUUGCUGCUAUCUACUACUUGCUGGUCGAGAGGCUAAAGGCCCACCGCUGCAGUUUCCCAGUAGAGCCUCGACUCGACGCCCGCCAGAGACGUCCCAGUACGAUUGCAGAGCAGACCGUCGUCAAGGCGAGCAGCACUGCUCCUCAGGUGAGCCUCCUGACUCAGAACAUGCGUCUCCUGCGAUCCCCAGCUGUGCCUCAAGCCUCCGCGGACUCCUUCACAUUUCCACAGUCCACCUGUGCUACUGAGCACAGCCUCAUGGAGGAGGAGGUUGGGACUCCCAAAGUUAACGGCUGCAUGCUGGACCCCUUGCCCCCUGUGACCGUUCGCAAAUCCAGCGCCUCGUCCCCCAGCAACAUGAUGGAGAUGUCUAUAGAUGAGGGCAUCGAGACGGAGGAGCUGGACACUGAGGAUGAUCAUGCCCAUGUCUUCAAUGCCUAUCAGACAGCCCGCUUUGGUCAGCGCAGACACACGCUGUCUGAGGUCACCAACCAGCCAGGAGUCAUAACCAGUGGAGGUAAACUGUUCAGCAUGGGUCAUAACCCAUCUCUGGGUAGCGUGGACUCAGAGUAUGACAUGGGCUCUGUGCACAGUGACCUCAGUCUGCUGGAGGAUGCGCCCUCUCUUAACGAAGUGGUCCUGGCCAACACCCCCGUCACACGCAUGACUCCGCCCUUCAUCAGCGCUCGGCCCGCUAAUCCUGCCAUGCAGGCGCUGAACACCCAGAGGAGAGAGACACACAACCGCUCUCCCAUCAGCUUCCGCGAGGGCCGCAGGGCGUCAGACACCUCACUUACACAAGGCUUGGUGGCCUUUAGACAGCACCUACAGAAUCUGGCACGGACCAAAGGUAUCCUGGAGCUAAAUAAGGUGUAUGAGCAGAUGGGCUCUGGAGAAACCCCUUCCCUGGGGCUACUGAGCCUUCAGGCACAUCCACAUGGCUUAUUGGACCCUGCACUACAGGAGGAAAGAGGUCACCAGCAUGACAUGGCUCUGUGCUCAGGUGGAACACACCCCGCACUGUUGUCAAGGAGACAGAGUCUGGAGCCGCAGUACCUUUCUCACAGAAUACAGAAAGCCACACUGAUGGCCAACAGCCCCAGCAGUUGCCAGAUGUUCUGCAAAGAAACUCCUCGCAGUCUGGAGCAGCAGCUGCAGGAACACAGGCUGCAACAAAAACGCCUAUAUCUUCAGAAACAAUCCCAAAUGCAGGUGUACUUUAACCAGAUGCAUAUUGUGGAGGACCCUUACGCUCCCUGUGCAACCAUGGGCCACCAGGACUCCGGAGCCCCACCUCAGCCACAGGGUUUGAUUGCACCAGCACAUCAGCAGCAGCAGAGCCCCCAGACCUCACCUCAGUUUGCACACACACAGCCACUCGGCCCCCUAAUGGAGCCCAACCCAGAAGCCCUAGCGUAUGAACCCUACCUGGGACAUUACCCUCAGAUGCAGCCUCUACCACAAAGCUUCUCCUCUCAGCUGCAACCCCAACAGCCCGAACCCCUCAACUACACCUACCCAGCCUGCGAUCCAAGCACAGGAGAAGCACUGUACCCGGAGCAAUACCACUAUCCGCUUGAUCCGGGGCAGCCGCCUCCACCUGCAGAGGGCGGCGCUGCUGGGUACAAAGGCCUGGCGUUGGCCGACCCAUUUCUGGACAGCGAAAUGAUGGAGACCGUGGACCCCCAGCACGGUUUCGUACUGGUGAAUUAAGCCGAGACUCGAAUAACCAGUAUUACCUUGAUAUCUGACUCACUACGGAUGAAUUGACGGAUGAGAUGACGUCACAGGGACGGAUCGAGUUUUGUACGUUCAACGUUUAGGUUGUGGCGAACGUGAGCUGUAAUCUUUAUACUUUACGAAACUCCUCCCUACCUCCCUCCUCGUUCUCCAGUGGUCCCACCUGCUGCUCUCUCACAAUAGAGUGCCGGAUGGCGUGGCGAUUGAGCCAGUUGCGUCGGGGGGCUCACCUCCUCGCCUUCAAGCCGACCGCAGGAUAGGAGCUGCUCGCUACGCUCCAUAUGUAGCACAAAGACAGCCUAGAUCUGCAAUACAGAGCCUGCUCGACAGCACAACUCACAAAUAUUGACACGUUUUGUACUGAACAAAAUCACUCGAAGCGUCUGACUUUGAUUACGAAAGACUAGUCGUGCACACUCGAUGAGUGCAAUGUUAGUUAAAAACACAUGGCAAUAUUGAAGCAAUAUACUGAUUCGUUUGGAACUGAAGAAAAAAAACGAAGCCAUAAGUAGGAACUGCACCACCCAAAACUGCUAUCACCGGAUGUUUCUCAACUUCUAAACGGCUCAAGUCCAAAUCCACAGAUACUUGUAGACGAAGCUGUGAUUUUGAUUCUUUUUUUCACUGGAUUUCCUCCUCAUGCUCAUCCUAAAGGCCCUGAAAAUAACAAUCUGUUCUCCUCAAACCACAACAGUGUUAUUUUGUUUGCUAAUAUCGCAGUUCUUCAGAAUCUGCACUCAAAUUGGUGCACUGUGAAGGGAUGAGUCAUGACUCUUGUAUGUCAGGUGACAUUAUCACCUCCAUGGGCGAUGUCGGCAUGAAUUUAAAUGAUUUAGAUAAUUCAAUUAUUAUUUUGGUGGUAUUUACCCUCUUUACACUAAAGAACACAUCAGCAUUCACGUUUAUUCACAAGACACUGGAUUGUUCGGCCAAUUCAUUGCAUUUGCGACAGACAAAACAGAGACUGUUUUUGUUAGCAGCACUUAGUAAAUCUGUUCUACUUGAAAUGACAGUCUGUGACUAAACCCAGAUAUCAGCUACUCUACAGAGAACGAUCAUGACGCAAAUUGAUCGUAAGGUUCAGGGCUUUGUAACAGAACACACGAAUUAAAGGGAUAGUUCACCCAGAAAUGAAAAUUCUGUCAUCAUUUACUCCCCCUCAAGUUCUUCCAAACGGGUAUAAAUCUCUUUGUUCUGCUGUGUACAAAAGAAAGAUAUAUGGAAGAAUGUUUGUAACCAAGCAGAUCUCGCCCCCCAUUGACUGUCAUAGUAUUUUUUUUUCUUUCUUCCUACUGUGGUACUCAAUGGGGGGCGAGUUCUGCUUGGUUACAAAUAUUCUUCUAAAUAUCUUUCUUUUGUACACAGCAGAACAAAGAUUUAUACAGGUCUGGAACAACUUGAGGGGAAGUAAACGAUGACAGAAUUUUCAUUUUUGGGUUAACUAUCCCUUUAAGGUAGAUAAUAUACUGGAGCACUUUGUCAAGGAAGCUAAAAUUAAUGUAGCUGAGGAGACGGCAGAUGGGUGAGGUGAACCUGCUUAGCUAGUUUUGUCAAAUAAGAGACAUAAAAUUCAUCUCUUUCCAAUAACGUGCUCCCCGCGAGCCGGCGCUCUCUCAAAGAAGGAUUCCGAGGGAGUGCGACUUGGCGAUUGUUUUGUGUAACGUAGGGGUUAGAAACUUUGAAAGUGCUUUCAAAAUGCAACAAAUUUUGUAUUUAAUGUGAUAGUGUUCUGUGUGCCUUUUUCUUCAUUCUUUUAAGUUAAGAUCUUAAAUGGACAGUUCACCUAAAAAUGAACAUUCAGUCUGCAUUUACUCUCCCUCAUGUCGAUCCAAACUUGUAUGGCUGACUUUCUUUGGUGAAACACUUCCAAGCAUCAAAAAAGAUGCAAAAGCACCAUAAAACGAUCAGGAAUGUGGUCCGUAUAGGUUUGGAAAGACAUGAGGGUGAGUAAAUAAUGACUGAUUUUCAUUUUUGGGUAAAUUGUUCUUUAAUAUCUUUGUUUUUCCAGUUUGAUUCUGUUUCUGUUUGUAUUGCGACAGGACAUGUGUAGACCCAGGUUUUACAAAGGUACAAAACCAAAGUCCCCUCAGAAGUGUUCCUGUAUAACCCCACCGUGUGGAGUUUGGAGCUUCUUGGACAGCUUCAUAACAGUGCUUUUUUUUUUUUUUUUUUUUUUUUUUUUUUUUUUUUUGGUCAAUCAGUAUAUGCCGUUGAAAAGUAUUAAUAGCAAUAUUUCUUAUGAAUAGUUCAGAAAGAACAGAUUAGUGAAUGUGUUGCCAUAUCAUAAUCACACCUCCUGCUGGCAAACACCAUUCCUUAGACAUCCUACAAUUCUACAUUUACCUUCAUGGUUGUUGACCACACAUAAGCUAAUGUGCUGUUAAGAUUAAAAAAGAUUUAUUGAA